This is a messenger RNA of Botrytis deweyae, 1713 nucleotides long. RefSeq lists its product as uncharacterized. The coding region runs from base 1 to 1713 and encodes 570 amino acids. Gene Ontology annotation, biological process: mRNA processing. The transcript is spliced from 4 exons. Gene Ontology annotation, cellular component: nucleus. NCBI's taxonomy places the organism in Eukaryota, Fungi, Ascomycota, Leotiomycetes, Helotiales, Sclerotiniaceae. Gene Ontology annotation, molecular function: RNA binding. The record is from RefSeq and is a predicted model, not a curated record.
AUGUCCGCCUUAGAUGUCGAAGCCCUCUUGGAUUCAACUGCAGCUGCUACUCCUGUUGAGCAAAACGGAUCUACUAAGACUAAAGAAUCCGAUGACCGCCACAAGGGUGAGCGCAGUGAAAGACGCGACCGUGAUAGACUUCGCGAUGAUAGCAGGGAUCGCGACAGAGAUAGAAAGCGCCGCGCUCGCAGCAGAGAUAGAAACGAGAAAGAUGGCACUUCAACCCCAACAAGUGAGCAUGGAAGCGCAAAGGGUAGACGCAGAAGUAGAAGCCGAGAUGACAAUCGUCGACAACCUCGUCGCCGCAGAGAUACCCCGGAAGAAAAUGGCCGCAGGGAUGGAGAUUAUUAUAGAGGAGGUAGGGGUGGCGGACGUCAACGCUCACGUACCAGAAGUCCCGAUAGAUAUUACCGUCCUCGAGGUGACCGCCGUGACCGCGAUGAGGUAGACAAGCCUCGAGAAGAACGCCGGCCGAGAAGUCCCAAACGAGAAGGAACACCCCCCUUGACUGAAGAUGAACGGGACAGGCGCACCGUUUUUGUGCAACAACUAGCAGCGCGUCUCAGAACUAAGGAACUCAUCGCAUUCUUUGAAAAGGUUGGCCCCGUUAAGGAGGCUCAGAUUGUCAAGGACAGAGUCAGUGGUAGAUCUAAAGGUGUGGGCUAUGUUGAGUUUAAAAACGAAGAAUCAGUUCCUGCUGCUAUACAACUCACUGGACAGAGACUCCUAGGAAUCCCAAUCAUUGCACAACUCACCGAGGCUGAGAAAAAUCGACAAGUCCGCAAUCCAGAAGCUACCACUAGUAACCCUAAUCAAAUUCCAUUCCAUCGACUAUAUGUGGGUAAUAUACAUUUCAGCAUCACUGAAAGCGAUUUACAGAAUGUAUUUGAGCCAUUUGGUGAGCUCGAAUUUGUUCAAUUGCAAAAAGAAGAGCAAGGACGUAGUCGAGGUUAUGGAUUUGUUCAGUUCCGUGAUCCAAAUCAAGCUAGAGAAGCGUUGGAGAAGAUGAAUGGGUUUGAUCUUGCUGGCAGACCAAUUCGUGUUGGUCUUGGAAACGAUAAGUUCACUCCUGAAUCUACCGCCAGUCUUCUGCAAAGAUUCCAUGGCCAAAGCCACCAACAACAAUUUCAGGGUUCCGCAUUUUCUGGCGCUGGUGGGCGUGGUCCUACCGCUGCUGGCGGCAGCAAUUUCGAUCGUGCUGGUGGUCGAGAUAAUGAUAAAGGUGCGGGCGGUGCUAGUGCUUUGGACGACACUGACGUUGGCGGCGUGAACUUCAACAAUUAUAGUCGAGAUGCAUUGAUGAGAAAACUCGCCAGAACAGAUGAUACCACGGUUGCGGCAAAUCACGAAAGAAGAGAAGUAUCAAAACCUAAAACAGAAACCAAAGCUUUACCUGUCAAUGUCAACAUGGCUAGCCGUUGUGUUGUACUUAAGAACAUGUUCGAUCCUACAGAAGAGGACGGUGAGAACUGGGAAAAGGAACUUGAGGAUGAUGUCCGCGCAGAAGCGGAAGAAAAAUAUGGCCACGUUGUUCACAUUGCUUUAGAUCCAAACUCCCAAGGAGAUAUUUAUCUCAAAUUCGAUCGAGUACAAGGAGGAGAGAAUGCCAUCAAGGGUCUGAAUGGAAGAUAUUUCGGUGGGCGAAUGAUUAGCGCUACUCCUGUUGUGGAUGCAGUCUACAGCAGUUUGUUCUCUCGCACAAAGGCUAUGUGA